AUGAGCAUUUAAAAGGCUAAAGAAACAAUUCAAAAGUAGAAAGAAUUGCUUUAAGAAGGAAAAAGCUAUGAGUUUUCAUAAAAGAUAAUUAUGUUGGCAAAUAGAAAAGUAACUACAGGUAAUCAACAAGAAUCUAUUAACUUACUUCUGGAAGGUGCUAAAGAGCUUCUUUAAUACAAAGAUGUAAAUGAGGCAACCAACUUAAUUUAUAAGGCUUUUGAGGUUUUAACAUAAAAUAAAUAAUUAUUAAAUGAAGAGCUUAAAAGUGAACUUAUGUCUAUCUUUUCCAUUUUUCCUUAAGGUUUAGACAAGCUAAAAUAUGCUAACAAGAUUUUAAAUGAAUAUUUUAUUGGCGACAAAGAAAUAGGCAGAGUUGUAGCAAUAGAUUUAUUGAAUAAUAAGUAAUAUCAUGUAGCAUAAAAAUAUAUUAUAAAUUUAAAUGACUCAUAGUUUUCUAUAAGUUUCUUGCAAAAAUGGAUAUCUACAGUCAAUUGCGAAGUAGAGUCUGAAUUCUUUGUUAUAAGAUAUAUAUUGUGUAAAAUUAGCUAAUAAAAGUUAGAUGAGGCAUAAGACAUUUUGAAUAGCUUUAAAAAAGAUACUCCUUUCUACAAUUUUACUAGUUUCUUAAUAAGAGCGUGCAAAAUAAAAAGUAGAAAAGCCUACUCUAAGCUCUCUUCCAAAUAUAACAGCAUAUUAAAAUUAGAUCCUUCUAUUUAACUUAUGCUUAAAAGAAUAGCUUGUACCUACUUUGAUUAUGAAAAACAAGAAAGUGGUUUUGAUGGAUUAUUCAAUUCUAUUUUUAGUUGA
Molecule: messenger RNA, 807 nt
Organism: Tetrahymena thermophila SB210
Lineage: Eukaryota; Ciliophora; Oligohymenophorea; Hymenostomatida; Tetrahymenidae
Product: golgi-to-ER traffic-like protein, putative
Exons: 8
Biological process (GO): protein insertion into ER membrane
Cellular component (GO): cytosol
Molecular function (GO): protein binding
Source: RefSeq, a predicted model, not a curated record